AUGUCUGUGGUUGAAAUUUUAUCACAAGGAACACACUAUAUACAUCAAAUUAUACCAGCAAUUAAAAUAUAUUAUAAACUUAAUAAUUUACUUAAGAAUAUGCUGACAACACAUAACAACGAACAGAAUUUAAUUGUUGUCACAGCUGAAUAUAAUAAUCAAAAAGGCUAUUUUUUAAGUCUUACUUUUGAUGAAUUAUUAAAGUCAUUACAUUUCCUAGAACCAUCUCACCGCACAUUAUAUGAAGUUCUUUGUCAAAAUAACCUUGUAAAUUAUAUUUGA
Molecule: messenger RNA, 282 nt
Organism: Rotaria sp. Silwood2
Lineage: Eukaryota; Metazoa; Rotifera; Eurotatoria; Philodinida; Philodinidae
Source: the annotation of a GenBank genome assembly